Messenger RNA from Apis cerana (Asiatic honeybee), 1637 nucleotides. RefSeq names its product SOSS complex subunit B homolog. Gene Ontology annotation, molecular function: DNA binding. The record is from RefSeq and is a predicted model, not a curated record. Gene Ontology annotation, biological process: response to ionizing radiation; mitotic G2/M transition checkpoint; double-strand break repair via homologous recombination. Gene Ontology annotation, cellular component: SOSS complex. Lineage: Eukaryota; Metazoa; Arthropoda; Insecta; Hymenoptera; Apidae.
GAUGUAAUAUACGAUAUUAAACGCAUAUUGAAGAUAAUAGAAAAGUUAAAUUAAACAGUACGUAAAGUAAAAACAUACAUCUGACGUAUUUUUAAAUAUACAUGUAAAAGUGAUUAUUCGUUAAGAGUGAUAGUGUAAAGUGUAUAUUGAUUGUUAAAACAAUGGAAUACGUACUGAUAAAAGACAUACGGCCGGGACAGAAAAACAUUAAUGUAGUGUUUAUUGUUCUGGAAGUUGGUCACCCUACUAUUACCAAAGAAAACCGCGAAGUUCGAACAUUUAAAGUAGCAGAUGGUACAGCAUGUAUGAAUGUUUCAAUUUGGGACGAACCAGGACAGCUUCUUGUACCAGGUGAUAUUGUACGAUUGACAAAAGGUUAUGCAUCUGUUUGGAGACAAUGUUUAACAUUAUAUUCAGGAAAAAAUGGAGAUAUACAAAAAAUUGGAGAAUUUUGUAUGGUAAUAAAUGAACAAUUGAAUAUGAGUGAACCAAAUCCUGCUUUAGCACAACAAAUGAUUAAUCAAAGUGGAUCUGGCCCACCUGGUAGUAAUAAUAAUAGUAUUACAAAUAAUGGAAAUGCAAAUAACAUUGCUGGUCAACCUGGAAGACAACCACUAGCAAUUCAAAGUAAUUCAACUACACCUACUAGUGGUACAUCUGGUAGUUCUACAACAGCAAAAAGUGGAAAUAAUAAUAAUAGUAAUAGUGGUGGAAAUAGUAGUAAUACUUCAGGACUUCCAGGAGGAUCUGCAAGAUAUUCUGGUGAUUCAACAACAAAAACAACUGUUACACCAAAAACUAAUUCUCGUGGUCGUGGGGGAUACAGAAAUGGUGGACGCAGUGAUCGUAGAUAACAUAUAAAUAAGAAACAUUUAAUUAUAUAUGUGUAAUAAAAAUAUGCGAUUAUAUUUAGGUCAACUGUAAUAUACUGUUUUUCUAACAAUUCUGUAUAUGUAUAUUCAUGAAUUAAUGUAUACGAUAAAUCUUGUUAGAAUAUAUCUUCAUGAAUUGAAGACAAUCCAAUUUAAUAGAAUAAGUAACAAGUAAUAUCAUCGAUGAUAUCUUAAUAUUUUAUUUAAAUAUUUUUUAUUUAUAUAAUUAAAUUCUUUAUAUCUUAUAAAUUUCUUUAUAAUCUGGAGCUUGUCUUCAAAUCAUAAUAGAGAUAUCAAAUUUCUCUUAUGCUAAUAAAUGAAUGUAAUAUAUAUAAAGUAUAUAAUCUGCAUUUAGUAAAAAAUGCGUUUAGCAAUAAAUAAUUUUAUUUAGUAAUUUUUUAAAAUAUAUUUUAUAAGAUAAAAAAUAAUUAUAUAUUAUAUAUGUAUAUUUAAUUUACACUGAGUAAAUAAGAAUGAAAUAACUUUCAAAAAGUUUUAAAAUAUUUUUUAAUAUAUAUAUUUGUAUAUGAAUUUUUUAUUUAAUGUUAUAAAAAACUCAUAUAAAAAUAUAUUUUAAAAUAAAAAUAUAUCAAUUUUUUAUAUUUUUAUUAAAAAUGUUAAAUAGAGAAUUUAAUAUUAUUUAUAUUCAUAACUUAAUAUAAUACAAUAUAUCUAUUUUGUAAUUUAAUAUAAUAUUAUAUUUCAUCUAUGUUAAUAUAUAAAAUAAAAAUUGAUUUAAAUUUUUUAGUAAAAAAAUGUAUCACA